This is a messenger RNA of Pelmatolapia mariae (spotted tilapia), 11155 nucleotides long. Its product is annotated as protein FAM184A-like. Lineage: Eukaryota; Metazoa; Chordata; Actinopteri; Cichliformes; Cichlidae. The transcript is spliced from 24 exons. The coding region runs from base 244 to 3858 and encodes 1204 amino acids. The record is from RefSeq and is a predicted model, not a curated record.
GAUGAGCAUCUGGCGCGCGUCUCCGUCACUCUCCUCAUCUCGAGCGCUCGCGCCCGCGGUGCUGGAGGAUGCGUUGCCGCGGAACGGUCUCGCGCUCCGCCGCUCCAGCUCUCCGUCCUCCGUCACAGAAACCGACAGAACAACCGCACAAGCCGCAACCACGGGACGAUGUGAGGCGCAGCGGAGGCCACUUCCAUUUUAUCUGACUUCGCGGCGUCGCGUGUGGGUUUGUUCCCGGUGAAAAUGGCGACGGGGGCAGGCUGGCAGCCUCCGUACAACACCUCGACUAGCAGCACCAAAUAUCCCCCCUGCACAACCUCCAGCAUGCUCUACGACGGGAGCCUAACGCUGGAAUACACUCAAGACCUGCAUUUGAAGAUGAGCAAGAAGAUAGCACAGCUGACCAAGGUAAUUUAUGCUCUCAACACCAAGAACGAUGAGCACGAGGAAGAAAUCGAGUCCCUGAAAGAAGCUCACGAGGACGAGGUCCAACACAUUGUGACAGAAACCAGAGACAAGAUCAUGCAGUACAAGACUAAAAUGGCGGACGAGGCGGAUCUGAGGCGGCGGCUUGCCAGUCUGGAGGAAUCUGUAGAGCUCCACGAACACAUGAAGAGACAGGCUCUAGCAGAGUUCGAGAUGUACAGACAGAGGAUGGAGGACUCGCAGCUGUGCACAGAGGCCCAGCACACACAGAGGGUGGUUUCUAUGAGCAGAGAGGUGGAGGAGAUGCGUCGGGAUUUUGAGGAGAAGCUGCGCUCGUUCAGCCAGGCUCAGGCACAGUUUGAGGCUGAGAAGCGGCGAGCGCUGGAGGAGCUGAGGACCACCCACCGCCAGGAGGUGGAGGAGCUCCUCAACAACCAGCGGAACCAAAGCGCCUCCUCCACAGAAGACCAGGAGAAGCUGGCUGAGCUUCAUAGACAAGAGGUGGAGGCAUUGAUGGAGAGGGUGGAGGAGCUAACAAAGGAUAAGGUCCGCCUGGUGGAGGAGUAUGAGGCCAAGCUGGCCAAGGCUCAGGAGUAUUAUGAGAGAGAGCUGGAGGCCAUGAGGAGAACACACCAGCUCACCACUGAGAACCUGCUGGCCUGGAAGAGGACGGAGGUCGAGCUUCGUAAGGAGUUCCAGGCGCAGGAAGUGGCAUUGCAGCGUUCACUGUCCAAGCUGAGGAGUGAGCUUCAGAAAGCUCAGGAGGAGGCCAGAGAGAACCGCGACAAGACCAACAGACUGCAGACGUCACUGGCCAACGCAGAGGGAACCAUCAAGAACCUUCACAAGCAGCUGGAAGAGGCAAUCCAGGACGGAGAGAUCUGGGUGAUGCAGCUAAAGGACACCGAGUAUGAACUAGAGAGCAGCAGGGAACGAGUUCAGCAGCAGGCUACUGAAAUCCUGCACAAAGCCAGUCAGAUCGGCUCCUUGCAGGCAACCCAGAUGGCCCACGAGGCGACCAUCAGGAACUUGGACCAGGAGCAGAGCCGCCUCAAGGAGAAGAUCAGCAGGCUGGAGGAGGAGAGGGAGGUUCUGCUCAGCCAGAGCCAGACCGCCAACGACCAGCACAAACAACAAGUGCUCAAACUGGAACAGUCUCUGCGCGAGGAACACCAGGGCUAUGAGAAGGAGCUCUCCAGGUUGAGAGCGCACUAUGAGGAGGAGACACUUCGCUUCAAGGAGGCGCAGGUCAGAGCAUUGGAGGAGCUCGAGGAGAAACACCAGGUGAUGAGAGAGGAAGCCCAGCUAGAGAAAGAGGAGGAGAAGAAACUCCUCAUGACGAAAAUGAGCCAGGAGUUUGAGAUUAAACGGCUGUCAUUAGAGGAGCAGAGAGAUCGCCUCCAGCAGCAACUCGACAACUUGAAAGAGGAGCUCUCGGCCAAACUCAACAUGGCCAAUCAGGAAGUGUCCCACCUUCAGGAGCUGGUGAGAGAGGGGGAACAGAACCUGAGUUCAGCUCAGACGCAGAUUACCUGUCUGAAGGAAACUCAGGAGAAACUCAAGAUAGAGCUAGAUGCGACUCGAGCCCGCGUCCGAGAGACGAGCAACCUGCUGACUGACCUACAGGAAGAGAUUGAAACCCAGAAGCAGCAGCAUGAGGCCAGAGUGAUGUCCAUCAGAACAGAGGAGAAGCAGAAGAUGGACAAGAUGGCAGAUGACUUGGAUCGGAAAUGGAGAGAUGCACUGCGGGAAGAAGUGCGUUUGUUAAAGGAGGAGUUGACCGAGGAGUAUGAAGCAGACAAACAGGCGGCCAUGACUCAGCUCUCCCAGCAAAAAGAGCUGGAGAUGAUGGCAGCGAGGGAGGGCUGGCAGAGGAAGGUGGAAGACCUGCUGGAGCAGAUCUCUCUGCUGAAACAGUCCCUGGAGCUGCAGCUGUCUCAGUCUCAGUCAGCUCUCCAGCAGCUGCAGUCUCAGUUCAACCAGGAGAGAGAGCUUCUGAGCCAACAGCUCAAAGAGAUGCAGAGAGAACAUCAGAGGAGAGAGCAUCGAUUACAGGAGGCUCACUGCUGUGCCCUCAGCACCAUGGAGGAAGCCAGGCAGCACCAGAUAAGAGCCCUCGAGGAACGUCUAAAGCAGGAGCAGCGGGAGGAGGUUCACGCUUUGAAGGAGGCCCACAGGAGGACUUUAGAAAUCCUCAGACAGCAGUCGGACCAGGAGCUGCAGACACUGCGAUUUGAAUUGGAGGACGAGGGGAAAGCAAAGCUGGCCUCUCUUCGUGCAGAACUGAACCACCUCCACGCGACAGCCAUCGAGCAUCUGAAGCAAAUCCACCUCAAAGAACACACUGCCACCAAACGAGAGCUAGAGAAAGCCAUGGAGCACAGCCAAAAGCAGGAACAAGAUCUCUUAAUUCGUAUCUCAGACCUGCAAGCGGAGCUGUGUUCCCGUAGCAACCGUAUCACCGAUCUGGACCAUGAGAUUCACUCUCUGAACGAGACCAUCGACACACUAACCAGAGAGCUGGAGCUGAAGGGCAAAGAGGUGCUGCGGGUCCGCAGCGAAGCUAACCAUCAGAUAAGAGCUCAUGAACAAGACCUUGCAAAGAGACACGAGCGAGAGAUGGGGGAGCUCAAUGCAAUCCAUCAGAGAGAAACACAAAUCAUGCUGGCUGACUUCAACAAGGCCCAGGAGGUCCUCAAAGACAAGAUUUCUGCUCUACAAAUACUGUUGGAGGGCACAGAGGAGAAGUUAAGAAACAGAGAAAGCCGACCAGAAGACCUGCAUGUGAUCGCAGAGCUCAGAGAGAUGGUGACUGAAAGGGAAGCUCUGGUCAAAAAGCUGGUGGAUGACAAGAAGUUCUACCAGCUGGAGUUGGUCAACCGAGAGACGGGAUUCAACAAGGUCUUUAACUCCAGUGCCAAUGUCGGUGUCAUCAACCCUCUUAUUAAGUCAAAAACAGGCAGCCAAUCAGAUCACCGCUUCACCAGCUUUCCUAGCCAUUCAGCUCUCCGAUUCGUCAGCCCUCCCACCAUGACUCAUGAAGGACAGGAAGAGGAGGGACGGGAGGUGGAGGAGGUAGGAUCAGGAGGCCCUUUUGCGCCUCCUAACUCCCCCCUCCAGAGAUCCCUCCCCCGACUUAGGAAACCCCUUCCCCUAUUCAGCCCUUAUCCUCCUGCUCCUCUUCCUCAGCAUCCUCCUCCUCCUCCUCCUUCUUCUCCUCAUCCUCCACAUCAUCCCAUGCCAAGCCUUGCUCUUCCUCAUGCUCCUCAUCCUCAGGAAUCUGUGGUGCAGCAUCAGGGCCUGCAGAGCUUCGGGAGCCUUCCUGAAGCCAACUCUGCGACACCAUUGGACCCUGUGCGGAUGAAUCCAGAAAAAAGCAAAGAAUAUGUCACAAAAGAAGAGGAGCUGUACGCCCAAUACUUCACUUUCUGACUCGCUAAAUCCCAACUGUGUCAAAAAAAGGAAGUAAUGGGACAGAGAGCUAAAGUUGGACAGCGAUCAAACUGCAGGUUUUCACAGUCAUUUGGGCGACAUGAAUAUGAGACGUCCUCUCCUCAUUGCAGCACUCCCAUCUGUCGUGUGCAUUGCUGAGUGAAUUUAACCUUAGGGCUUCCAUACGUGGUGAGCACGAUGAGCAGUGUGGCUUAUCAGUGCUUCAUCAUGAAAGUGUGCAUGGCAGAAAGAGGUGCCAUAAAACAUUAGUAUACAGCGAUUUGUCUUUUACAUUUAUGCCAUCUGUUAUUCUGCAAAAGAGGCCAUUUGUAUGAGCUCUCAUGCUACCCAAUGUGAAGAAAAUUACAAGUUAGAAAGAAUUAAUGUCCUCUGAAUUUAAAUUUAAUAAUUUAUAUUACACUGAAGUUUAAAUGCGUGGCAUGCUCUGCAGAGAUUUCCCAAAGGGAGUAGCAUGUUUAUUGAUGGCGAAGCUGGUGCUUUUAAUGAUUUCAUCUCAUUUUUUAAGAUUUACCGGUUGCCAAGCGAUGUAAAAAUGUAUCCUGUUGCAUUUAAAAUCUCAAAUCAAUAUGAAGACUCUGAUUAAUAAUGAGAGUAACUCUACACGGUGCUUUUUGAACACCGUUCUUAGGGCUGCAGUUAAUUAAAUUUUAAUCUUGAUCACAAUUUUGGCUCCUAACAGCUCAAAUGUAUCAUCUGCCAAUAGCACACAAAGCAAAUCAAGCGCUCACUGAAUCACUGCCUACAUGUGCCAAUCACAGCUUCCUGGAUUUUUCCUGGAUGUAACCUGGACGAGUAACAACAAAACAUGAACUACACAGACCAGACAUCAAUAUAAAAUUCAAAUGUCCGGCAUGCUUUAAGCGGAUCAUCAUUAUCAUUAUUUGGAAACACUUCAGAUUUUUGGUUUUAAUUGCUACAAAGCGACACAACUAACUAACACUAGUGUACAGAAUGCAGUAGUUUGUCAUGACCCUACAGAUGAAUCAUUAAAUCAUUAAAUCCUUAAUGCAAAUCCAGAGCACAUUUUAAUGACCACUAAAUCACUGUGACUUUUAUUUUCAACAAUAUAUUAAAACUAGAGAUGGACCGAUCCGAUAUUACGUAUCGGUAUCGGUCCGAUACUGACCUAAAUUACUGGAUCGGAUAUCGGAGAGAAAAAAAAAAUGUAAUCCGAUACGAAGUACCACAAAAUCACCUCACAAAACGUGCUACUUGGGGUAACCCAGCUUGUCGCAUCGGAGCAGUAUGUGUCACGUGAUAGAGCGGCUGUUGUCUGCGAGACCUGUCGGCGGUCUGUUGGAGCAUUUGGAGCCUCGCUAUGUGCUUCCAAACCGCGGCAGUUCAUCUCGGCGAAAACUAUCCCAGAGGAGUAAAGCAAGUGUGUAAGUUCAUCCCUGAAUGUUUGCAUAGUAUUUCCACAUUAAGCUUAACAACUGAUAUAUUGAGCCACAGCUGGACUGGCCAUCAGAGUUCCAUAUUGAGGCGAAAGGGAAGCGAUUUGUCCCGUAGUUCAGCUAGAAUUUAAAAAGUAGACACACUUCUUUUUAAAUUCUACUUCUCUCAUUCAUUCCCCAUCCCUCUCCUGUUAUUACUUCAAACAUGAAACUGAUCAAUGAUCAGCUGAUCGGCUUUUCUGCCUCAAGUCCGUCUUGUUUGUUUAUCGCCCACUUUGUGCUAGAAAGAGGAGACCAGCGGAUAAACAACAGCAGCACGUUUAAGCGUGAUAAGCUGUUGUUAGACUUGAUUUAAUAUUAAUUUCUAGUAUCAGCUGAGGUUUUCUGGAGCCACAGCUGUGAAAGCUGCUGGUCAUGAUAUCGGUUUGGAUAUGUGGUGAGAGGGAAACAUGAAGAUGAAACCAGGAGAUGUCCUUACUGAAUCAUCAGAGCUGAACAGGUGAUGGAGAAACAGGUUUACCUUUUAGGUGACAUGAAUGAGUUUAAGGGAAGUUAUGAACUGUUUCUGAGAGACAAAUAACACCAGGAUCCUUUUCUACGUAGCUGACAGCUGGUAACUGUGCAGGGGCGGGUCUAGCAAAGUUUUGUCGGGGGCCAGUUUGGACAUUAACAGGGAGAUGGGGGCACAAAGAAAUAUUUUUCUUUGUUAUGUCAUUUAAAAACUUUGAAUAAAUAAUUAUCUGAAUCUUACAACAAAAGUGGUCAUCUGAUUAAAUGUAUAGAAAUCCAUUAUUCUAUAUAGUAACUAAUAAGUCUAAUAUACACCCUAGUAAGCUAUAGGACUUUUUCCUUUGGGAAGAUGCCAUCUGUGCAGUCUGCAAUUCUGUUGAAGAAAGAUGUUGAAUCUAUUUAAUUAUUGAAAAAUAAUUGAUUUCUGUGCAUUUGUCUUACACUUGCAUUAAAUUAAAGUUGAUUACAUUGAUUAAGGGUGGGGGGUGGUUCCCUAAUAUUUUUGCUGGGAGUUGGCAACCCUAUUAGUUAGGUUGCUUAAUAUUUCCUCUAAGUACUCUUUAAAAUACCAGAUUAGGGAGGAUGGUGUAGGUUUAAAUUUAUUAGAUUGAUCAGUGUUGCUGAACUAUAAAAUGUUUUGGGUGGAGUGUAUUUUUUGCAUACAGGUAUAACAGAAUAGCUUCAGUCUCUUGUUUUUUAAAACUUGAGUAUGAACUUAUACAAAAUGCAGCAAGAUAUUUAUAAAAAAAAACAAAACAGUUUUAUUGAUUACAAAAUACACUAUAUCGGAUUCAUAUCGGUAUCGGCAGAUAUCCAAAUUUAUAAUAUCGGAAUCGGUAUCGGACAUUAAAAAGUGGUAUCGUGCCAUCUCUACUUAAAACACACCUUUCACUUUUUGGGAGACAUCAAAAUAAAACAGAUGUGACAGUCAACACAAAAGGUUUCAGACAUUUUUCAUGGUGCAUGUUGGAGGUUUAUUUUUUCAUUUCCAAAAACAUAAUUUGUUUAUCACAAUUCAGUGGGCUACAUACUGGACUUAGAAAGUGGAAACAAAAGUAUCCAUUCUAUCACGCUAGUAUCAAUAGCGGGGUUGAUAUCAAUACUAUCGAUGUUUGAUGAUCCACCCAACUCUACCAAAAUCAAAUCUUUAAAAUUAAAAAAGCAUUUUAAUGUUGGAUUCAGUGGGCAUUGACUUGAUUUUGGAGCCAGCCCCAAGUGGCCAUUUGGGGAACUGCUAUUUUUACAAUUUGGGGAGCUGCUUUGUUAUUAUUCAGCAGUCUAACUAAAUGUUUUUUUUUUCCAACAAAUAUGAUGAAAUAACUUGUAAAAAGGGUCAUAAUCCUUACAUGUUCUGAACCCUUACCGAUUUCAAACAUUCGGAAAGUUUAGAUAAACACUUGGUCUAUAUAAAAUUAUCAUUUGAGCUCAUGUAAAUGUUCACGGUGUUGCAGGUACAAUUGGUGUGUUAAACAAAGUUUGUCUUCACAGCUCAUUAAUGUGUCUUACAAUUUGUUGUCUGACUAGAAGUGCUUUCAGAGUUCGGACAGGACAAAGUGAUAAUGCCUUGAUACUUGCCUUUAGUCUUUAAUACUGUAGGUCCAUCUGUUGUAUAAAUAUGCAUUUGUCAUUCAGAUGUGAUCUUGAGGGGAAUUGGCCUUGCUGUUCAUUCGAGUUGUGUUUUUGGCAUCUGCAGUACGAUAAACUGGAGUGCGCCACAAUAACGACACCAGCAAAAAGAAAAAGACUAACUUUAGCUUGCUGUCCCAACGCUUUGACCGUGUACAUACAAUAAAUGUUUGAAAGUCCUUUUCAGAUCUCUGAGCUAUCUGAGGGGUGCUUGAUUUACCACUUCAGACGCCUCAACAGUCUCAGGAGGGGAAACAUCAAGGUAAAGUGAAUCAAGCACCCCUUGUCUUUUUAUUAUUCAAGUAUUUAUAUUGUAAUAAGCUACUGUUUUUCUACGGUCUGUUUAUGACAAUGGUAGCCCUGAGACGUUCAGAGGAAGAGUUCUGUCAGCGACACGCAGACAUUGGUUGACUCCUAGAAACAUUUUUAAUGCCAAGGAGUGUUUAGUUCAUUACCAGCUAGGAGUUCGUGUCAGUGGCACAACUCUUGUUGCUGCACGUCUCUGCCUGCAGAGCAGACCGUAGAGCAUGUGAAAACAGGAACACUAUCAUAAUGCUGCUGUUGCUCACUUGAAAUCUUCUUUUCUUUGGUGUACUGUCUUGUUUUUUUGUUUUUGUUUCGUUUUUUUUUUUUUUUUUACUUGACUUGAAAGUUUACAUAGUUCCUUGUGAUGAAGUCCAUUCAGUAAUCUGUACAGUUUCCAAACUGCAUGGUCGUCAUCAGCCUGAAAGAGGCUCUAUUUGUUACUUCUUAAAAAGCGGAUAGAGAGACAGUAAUCUGAAGAGCUUACUUCCUCUCACAGUGACACCGCCGGGUUCCACCUAACCACAGAGACACGUUUCAGUUCAGUGUGAUCGAUGAUCGAUGCUCGUCUUCCAUAACAGGCUCGACUGAGGCUGCAGGUUUCAGGAAGUGUUUGGUCUUUCACCGUUUUGAGUUCAUUGUUUAGGUGAUGUAGGACAGGGGCAGAUGAAAGGAAAAAUCAACACUGAGUGUCAUAAUAGAACAAUUUGUUGUGUGUGUAAAACUGAUAUUAAUUCAUUCCAUUUUAAAGUCUUUGCAUAUAUUUGAAAGAAAGAUUUAAGCAAAGGUUUAUAUUAACUUUGCUUUUGACUGGAAACAGCCAGUUUAAGAUUAUCUGUACCUCUGGGACUCAUUUAUUGACUUGUUUUGUCUUGCAUCUCAUGUGCUUUGUUGGGUUUUUUUUCCGAGCCUGGCACAGUGAUUUCCAAGAUUGUCAUUCCCAUCUCCUGGCUGGGGUUUCAGAUUAAAUUGACUCUAACUGUAGAGCUGGGCACACAUUUAGUUACAGUUGAUUAUGAACGCAGUCUGGACUGACUGUACAAGAAGAGAACAGGCAUGACCCAUGAUAAAUCAUUGCGUUCAUAUUAAGAUUUUUUUUUAAACAUGUAUAAUAUUUGUGUCACCAGCAAUCAGUCCUAUCAGGGACGCAGAGGCCUUGUGUUUACCUAAAACAUCACUCCUAUCUAAAUUUACCCCAACUACAGAAGAUGGUAGCCCUUAACUUGCAGCAGGCCUGUUCUGGAAGUAGUCUAUAAUGCCCUCAGUUUUUUAGUAUGUGUGUGUGUAAGGUGUAAAAACUUUCAUUUGUCAACAAAGCUUCUAUAAUGUGUGACAUGUUGUGGAAAACUCAUAUUGUGAGAGUAGAUGUUUGAAAUCUGUCCAUGAGGAGAAAGGUCCUCGAUUAUUAGUUCUCGCUGUCUCUCGAAGACCAGAAUUUGCUCCAGAAAGUCUCAUGUUUCUGCUCUCAAUGAAGCAACUAUUAAGCAUAAACAAGAAAAGCAAUAAUCAGUAAUCAGCUUUUUUUGUGUGAUAUAUAUGAGUGUAUCCAUUUUCCUUUGCUCGUAAUCAUCAUUCUGUUUUUGAAUGUCCUUUAAGAUCACACUACCCUUGAUAUCUGUAGAUGCUCAGAGUUCAGGUUCAGUUAGUGGAUCAUUCAUAAGAAACACCUCAGUGUUCUUUCAUUCUGCUCACUUAGGUGUAUUUACCAAGCGUGACUGAAAGCAAGCUCGCAAUUACAGCCUGGUCUAUAUCAAUCUUCUCGUUUGAUUGAAGCUAAUAUGACAGACAGGCUGUCUCAUUAAAGUGAAGAGUUAAACACUUCCUGAAACCAGAUUGAGACAUGGUUGUCUGUAUUUGUGGCAUAUGGGAAGGAUGGCAAAAAUGAGCCAUUACAUAAAGGAAUGUGACAGAAAGUACUGCAGAGCAUUCUGUGGCUGACCCUGAUUCACUUUCAUCAGGUUGAGAAAAUAGAUUUCUAUAAACAGAGAACUGAUCAAAUGAGUAGUUUGUCAGUGGCGUCAUAGUGUCCAACUGUCCCAUAUGACAAGAAUGCAGCGUCAUGACACUGAGGCUUUAGUUACGCCGAAUGUCAUCAUUAAUUACACUAAACGGUCCCACUGUAAAUACUGACCUGUAACAUGACAAACCCCAGCAACGGACCAAUACGUGAACGUAAACUGGCCAUAUCCUUCCUGGGAUCCUGGCCACGGUACACCGAACCACAGCUGGUUCAUUCCUCCAUGCACACUGUGAAGAUUUAUUCAGAUAACUCUGCUUUGAAAUCUGCAUCCAACAAUGCAGAAGCCUUCUGUUUCUUCUUAGAGCUAAGUUCUAAUACAUUUUCCUCACAAUCACAGAUUUUGCUGCCUCUCCUUUCAUUUUGCUUGAGGUCACAGCUCUUUCGCUUUUUCAGUGCACACUUUAGUUGCAUUGUUAACCCCAGCUGGAACCAAGAAGCACACCUUGGGGGACUGUCCUGAUAGUUAGAGGAUCGUUCCCGUACUUAGAGGCGUUUCACUCUCCAAUCAGUUUUAAAUUAUUAUACUAUGGUUUAAAAUCAUAGAGAGACUUGAAAAAUGCUCAAGAGAGGUAGCCGGUGGCUUGAAGCAGCUGUUGAGGAAGUAGUCAAAGAUUUAAUUCUUAGAAAAUGAUUUUCCUCAUCAAGAGGAAUUUUUCUGUUUGUUGCACAAUUUUUAAAAAAAAUUGUUUUCUGAGCACUUUACGGACUUUUUGUCCAUGUUUGUUUGAAAGUUGAGACGUGGAGAUCAUUCAGCAGUUUCACCAGGUCCAUUAAGUGGUAUUUCUGGAGCUCUCAGACGUGUUCAUAGAGACGAAUCCAGAACUAAAUGGGCAUUAUGGUGAGACUGGUUAAUUUUAAUGAAUAAACAUAUGGUAUGGUCCUUUAAGUUUGAUGUUAUUUAGUAGUUUGACAUAACCUAAAGGGAUUGUUUAUUUAUUUAUUUACUUAUUGCUGUUUUGUUUUUAGAUUCAACAUGUCCGUGUAUUUGGUUUUGUCAUUAAAUGUACUAUUUAUUUUGUACUUUUUUUGUAUAUGCUCAUAUAUUACUUUACUGAGUUGAUGCUUUAAUUUUGUUCUUACAUGUCCUGCCUCUUCCAUUACACAUUUUCUUGGCUAAUAUAAGAUAUUGUCUUUAAAAUUUUAGCUUUUCAAAAUGAAUUGGGAUUCCUUGGUAAUAUCAAGCAGCCAUUGGAGACCCAUAGAAACUGCAGAAUCUGCAGAGAAAUUGAAGUAAGUCUGACAUCGGUCCAGUUACAGGUAAAUACAACAAAUGUGUUGCAGUUUGUAACAACUGAAUUAAAAAGUAAAUUAAUGUCUCCCCUGUAAUCUGUCACCUAAUGAUGUCUGUCUUGUCAUUUUUUUGAAGUAAAAAAUAUAUACCAGUAAUAACAAUAACAAUAUUUAUUUAUAUUUAUAUUAAUUU